CUGUUGUUGUCGUUGUUUUCACUGCUUCAUUUCUUCUGUCAGAAUAAAUCAAGCUGUUGUUGUUCCUGUCUGCUAUAUAUACAUGAAAACACCCCCAUACACCACCUAAACUACAACAACAAACAAACAAAAUUCAAUUUGUCAUCAUCAUCGUAUCGUAUUUUGUUGACAAGGAGAGAGAGAGAAAAAUAUCUUCAGUUAACACCAACGAUUUAUAUUGUCAUCAUAUUUCUUCAUUUGUUAUUUGCGAAAGCUGAAUUUUGCUGAUCAAUUUUCAGUUUUUUUCGCUUUUCGCCUACAAUACACACACACAAGAACGAUAAUCUCUUCCUAUAUUCACCUGGAUCAAAUUUUUUUCGGAAUUAAGAUCACUUUCGGCUAUUAAAUAACGACCAAAAACAAAAAUAUUCGAUCUCCAUUUUCAUCUUAUCAAUCAUUCGAUUUUUCUUUUUGUGGACAGUGAUGCGUAUUCGUCGCGAGGAGGCACAUCGAGCGUUGGAGCUCCUCGAAGAUUAUCAUCGUCGUUUACAACAACAACAACAACAACAAUAUCAACAACAACAACAAAAUUCAUCAACAACAACAACAAUCAAACAACAAGAAGAACUACGUCAAGCAAUCGAACGUAUUAUAAAAAUAUUUCGUUCAAAAUUAUUUCAAGCAUUAUUAGAUAUACAAGAAUUUUAUGAAGUAACAUUAAAAGACGAUCAAAAAACAAUUGAAACAAAAACAAGAGAAACAUUAAGAGAUUGGCAAUAUAAAGAACAACAACAACAAAGAUCAACGGCUAUCAACAAUACAACAACAUUAUCAUCAUCAUCAUCAACAACAUAUGAUACAACAAAUUCUGAUUUAACAUCAAAUUCAUAUACAUUAUCAACAAAUCACCAUCAUUAUCCAGCAAAUAUAUCAACAAACGGUGGUUAUAAUAAUCAUUCGAAUCAUAAUCAUCCAAAUCAACAACAACAACAGUAUUUAAAUAAUGAUAAACAACAAAAUAAUGAUAUAAAUAAUCAACCAAUAUUAGCAUCUGAUGUACAAGAUUUAUUAUCUGGUCGUUUAAAUGAAAUACUUGGUGCUGUAUUAAAACAUCAACAACAAAAAGAACAAGAUCAACAACAACAACAAUCGCAACAACAACAACAGAAUCGACAAAAAGAACAAUCAAAACCUUUAUCAACAUUGAAUCCAUUGGAAAGAAUCGAUAAACUAACAUCAUCAUCAUCAUUAGCAAGACCAGUUGUAGUUUCUACAACAACAACAAACAAUACAAAUCAAUCGAUAAAAAAUCAUUCCCAAUUAGAUAAUUCAAAUUUAGAAUCAUAUCAACAACAACAACAAUCUUGUAUUUUACCCACCAAUAAUAAUAAUAAUAAUAAUCAAAAACAUUCAUUCAUUACAAACGGAAUAAAUAAUAAUCAUCGUGAAAUUGUACAAAUUGAACAGGUACAUCUUGAAGACGACGACGAAGAAGAAGACCAAGAUCAAGAAGAAUUGGAUCAAAAGCAACAACAACAAAUUGAAAAUAAUAUUGAAAAUUUAAUAAUGAAUACAGGAGGAGGAAUAAGUGGGAAUCAAAAUCAAUGGGAAUAUGAAGAGAUUACAUUAGAACGUGGUAAUCAAGGUCUUGGUUUUUCAAUUGCCGGUGGUAUUGAUAAUCCACAUAUUGCUGAUGAUUGUUCAAUUUAUAUAACAAAAUUAAUACCAGGUGGUUCAGCAGCUGCUGAUGGUCGAUUACAGAUUGAAGAUAUUAUUUUGAAGGUAAACGAAACAUCAUUGAUUGAUGUAGCACAUCAAAUAGCUGUAAAUGCAUUACAACGUGCUGGUAAUCGUGUACAAUUAUUGGUUAAACGUCGUAAACUAACACCACAAACACCAACAAUACCAUCAAUUAUUCAAACACAAUUUCAACAGUCACAACAACAGCAACAACAACAACAAUCAAUGAUACCACCAUCAGCAUCUGCACCGGCUAAUAUACAAAAUCAAUCAAACACAACAUCAUUAUCAUCGGUUAAUCAAUUAAAUAUGUCGGAUUUAGUACGUAUUGAAUUAUUUAAAGCAACAUCAAAAGGAUUAGGUUUUUCAAUUGCCGGUGGUGUUGGUAAUGAACAUAUACCGGGAGAUAAUAAUAUUUAUGUAACAAAAAUUAUGGAUAAAGGUGCUGCUGCAUUAGAUGGCCGUUUAGAAUGUGGUGAUCGUUUAGUUGCUGUAAAUGAUAAUUAUUUAGAAAAUGUUACACAUGAAGAUGCUGUAGCUGUAUUGAAAUCAACUUCUGAUCAUGUGAUAUUAACCGUACGUAAACCUCAACAACAACAACAUUUAUCAACUUAUUCAAUGAAUCAAAUGGACAAUAAUUUAAUGUCAACAACAACAAAUAAUUUGACACAACCAUCACAAACAUCAUUAACAUCAACAAAUAUUAACAAUCAUCAUCAUCAUACAUUUAAUAAUAAUAAUAAUAAUCAACGUACUAUAAUGCCGACAAGAAAUUCAAUUCAUUCAUUAUCAUCAACAACAGCAAAUACCGGACAAAUUAAUCCAGUGCAAUCAUUUAGAAGUGAAGAUAAUCUUUAUAAUAAUAAUAAUAAUCAUCAACAACGACGUACACGAACAGCAAGUGGUUCAACAAAUUUAGCCAAUACAAAUAUUCUUGCAGAAGAUUUGGAUGAAUUAGAUCGAACAGAUGUUGAUCGUGAACCACGUCGUUUAAUUCUUUCGAAAGGUCAAUCAACUGGACUUGGUUUUAAUAUUGUAGGCGGUGAAGAUGGUCAAGGAAUAUUUGUUUCAUUUAUAUUGGCUGGUGGACCGGCUGAUUUAAGUGGACAAUUAUAUCGUGGUGAUCAAAUAUUAGCUGUUAAUGGUAUUGAUUUAAGACGUGCUACACAUGAAGAAGCUGCUGCAACAUUAAAAGGUGCCGGUCAAACAGUUAAUCUUUUGGUUGCUUAUCGACCAGAAGAAUAUCGACGAUUUGAAGCUAGAAUUCAAGAUCUUAGAGAACAACAUUUACAAGCAACAAGUUCAUUACCAUUAUCAGGUGUUUCAACUGGUACAUUACGUACAUCACAGAAACGUACACUUUAUGUAAGAGCUUUAUUCGAUUAUGAACCAAUACGUGAUUCUGGUCUACCAUCACGUGGCCUUCCAUUCAGAUUUGGUGAUAUAUUGCAUGUAACAAAUGCAUCGGAUGAUGAAUGGUGGCAAGCUCGGCGUGUAUUACUUGAUGGUACUGAUGAUAUACUGCUUGGUAUUAUACCAUCAAAACGUCGUGUUGAAAGACGUGAACGUGCACGAUUAAAAUCGGUUAAAUUUCAUGGUUCAGAUCAUUAUUCGGAUGGUCGAUCAUCAUCAACAACAUUGGAUCGAAAGAAAAAGAAUUUUUCAUUUUCAAGAAAAUUUCCAUUUAUGAAAUCAAGAGAAUCAUCAACUGAAGAUAUUUCUGGUAGUUAUGAUCAUCUUAGUGAACAAGGUGGUGAUGAACAUUCAUCAAUCAAAAAUUAUAAUCAUAAUAAUAAUGAUCGUAAUUCAAUAUCUGGUUCAAAUUCAGCAUUAGAAGAUAUACGUGAAGAUCGUCAACAACAACAACAACAACAAUCUGAUAAUGGUAAUGGUGGUAAUAUAUUAAGCUAUGAAGCUGUUAUACAAACUGAAAUUGAUUAUAUGCGUCCGGUUAUUAUACUUGGACCAUUAAAAGAACGUAUAAAUGAUGAUCUAAUAUCGGAAUAUCCGGAUCGUUUUGGUUCUUGUGUACCACAUACAACAAGAUUACCAAAAGAAGGUGAAAUACAUGGACGUGAUUAUUAUUUUGUUUCGACACGUGAAGAAAUGGAACAUGAUAUUGAAUCACAUUUAUUUAUUGAAGCUGGACAAUAUCGUGAUAAUCUUUAUGGUACAAAAAUAUCAGCCGUAAAAGAAUUAGCAUAUGAUCAACAAAAACAUUGUAUACUUGAUGUUAGUGCAGCAGCAAUAAAACGUUUACAAACUGCAAAUUUAAUGCCAAUUACAAUUUUAAUACGACCACGUUCAAUUGAAUUACUUAAAGAAUGGGAUAAACGUAUAACGGAUGAAGAAGCCCGAAGACAAUUUGAACGUACCAUUCGUACUGAACAAGAAUAUGGUCAAUAUUUUUUGGCAAUCAUUUCAUGUGAUACACCGGAAGAAAUUUAUGCAAAAAUUAAAUUAAUUAUACAUGAUAAUUCUGGUCCAUAUAUUUGGAUACCGGCAAAAAAUCAGAAAAUUUAAUUUAAAUUUUUCAGAAAAAAAGCAAGCCAGAAAGAAAAAUUGAUUAACUUUUCUCUCUUUACAUAAUCAUCAUCAUCAUCAUGCAUUAUAUAAUCACUGUCAAAAAAAAAAGUUACUUGCGUUUUU
Messenger RNA from Dermatophagoides pteronyssinus (European house dust mite), 4368 nucleotides. It is a transcript of the gene dlg1, whose product is annotated as MAGUK family member discs large 1. Gene Ontology annotation, cellular component: neuromuscular junction; postsynaptic density membrane; basolateral plasma membrane. Gene Ontology annotation, biological process: chemical synaptic transmission; establishment or maintenance of epithelial cell apical/basal polarity; embryo development. The record is from RefSeq and is a predicted model, not a curated record. Gene Ontology annotation, molecular function: protein kinase binding. Lineage: Eukaryota; Metazoa; Arthropoda; Arachnida; Sarcoptiformes; Pyroglyphidae.